Hydractinia symbiolongicarpus is the source of this 648-nucleotide messenger RNA. RefSeq lists its product as uncharacterized. Lineage: Eukaryota; Metazoa; Cnidaria; Hydrozoa; Anthoathecata; Hydractiniidae. The record is from RefSeq and is a predicted model, not a curated record. The coding region runs from base 1 to 648 and encodes 215 amino acids. The transcript is spliced from 2 exons.
AUGGGUUGGUUCAAGAAUACAAUCAUGGAACUUCCAGCUGAAAAUGGUCACAUUGAGAUUGUUAAGAUGUUCAAAGAGUGGUGUGUGACAGACUUUUAUUGGGCCAUGAAAAUUGCAGCUAAAUAUGGUCACAUAGAGAUUGUUAAGCUGUCCAAAGAUUGGGGUGUGACGGACUUUGAUUUGGCUCUAGAAAGUGCAGCUCUCAAUGGUCACAUCGAGAUUGUUAAACUGUGCAAAGAAUGGGGUGCAACGAAUUUUAAUUGGGCUAAUAAUAAUGCAGCUUUCAAUGGUCACAUAGAGAUUGUUAAACUGGUCAAAGGGUGGGGUGCGACAGAUUUUGAUUGGACCAUGAGCCUUGCAGCUUUCAAUGGUCACAUAGAGAUUGUUAAGAUGUUCAAAGAGUGGGGUGCGACAUACUUUGAUUUUGCUUUAGAAAAUGCAGCUGAAAAUGCUGAAAACGGUCACAUCGAGAUUGUUGUAUUGCUGCGUGGUUUUGAUGUCAUUCAUGAUGAAUUGCUGCGACAUCAUCACAAGCGCAAUUUUUAUGUAAAAAUAUGGAAUGAGGUAAUGCCAGUGGCGUGGCAUCCGGAUCGAUAUUGGAAUUGGUGUUUAGAUGAGGAAGAAAAGCGCGAGAUAUCUAAAUUAUAA